GCACUUGGCCACAGCACCAGUGACAGACAGAUCAUAUGGCCACAAGCACGGUAGCGUGCUCUUGCAACACCAAUUUGUCUGCAUGUUUGUGGGAUCGCUAUCUGGUGGGUCGUUUUGUUUUGUCAAUAUCUGUGUGCCUCUGUGCUCUGCUCCACGCUUAAGCCUUGCGUGCUCUGGAAUGCUGGAUGCUCCACGUUCAUGCCAAGCCCUUGGAAAAAUUCUUGUGUUGCAAAGAGUGCCUGCCUUAGGUUGCAGGGAUGGUAUGUAACUCUGCUUUUCCCUGGCAUAACUCUGUAUUUUGUUUGUGUAAAUCGGAUGGGAGGGAAAUCUUCAGCAGCAGCAGCAGUAGGUUGGAGAGGGCUCUGUCUGCUGGACGUUGACCCAGGCCGGCCCACGCAUCGUCGUCAUCUUAUCAUCAGAGAGCAAGGCAGCCACUCAAAAACUCUGCUGGCUGCUGCCCUUCCCUCCACCACAACCUCCGUCCUCUCAGCACUCCCUCCAUCUUCUUCUUCGAUUUUCUCCACUCAACUCCUCCACAGCCACAGAGCUAGCUAGAGCAUGGGGUGCUGGGGCUCCAAGGCCAGCGCGGACGUCGCCGUGGCCGACGUCUACCGCCCGCCGCCCACCAGCGUCUCCCUCUUCGACAUCAGCGCCGUCGAGGAGCCCUGGCACAUCGCCAAGAACAAAGCCGGCGAUGAGGAAGAAGACGAGGAGGAGGAGGAAGAAGAAACUGAUGACGACGCCGACGAUGAGGACGAGGAGAAGCCCGCUGCCAAGACCGUCUUGCCGCUCCCGUUCCUGGACAAGCUCGAGGGCUACGAGCUCGCCCCGGCCUCGUGGUCCGAGGUUAGCAAGGCCCUGGAGGACAUGAAGCCCGUGCUGGAUUCCAAGCAGGCCAACACCAAGCCACGGGCUCCUCCCAAGAAGAAGAAGAAGAAGAAGACGGCCAUGAAGAAGAAGGAAGAAGAAGAACCAGCAGCUGCUGCUGCUGGUGGUGAUGCCGCGGACGAGGAGGCUGGCAAGAAGGCGCCGCCGCCGCCGCCGCCCGCUGGCCUUAUUGGCAACGUCGUAGAGCCAGAGUGCACGAAGACCGCGCUGCCGGAGCUGGCGGGGCGGCGCGUGGUGAAGGACAACCCCUUCCUGAUGCGCGACCGCGAGAGCACGGGCAGCGCGCCGAGGUGGAAGCGGCGUGACCCGUUCGAGGGCUGCCCCGAGCGGCGGCCGCCGGGCCUCGCUGGCGGCGGGGUGGUGCUGUACACGACGACGCUCCACGGCGUGCGGCGCACCUUCGAGGACUGCGAGCGCGCGCGGGAGUUGGUGGAGGCCUGCGCGGAGGCGUCGGGCGUCGGGGCGGUGGAUGAGCGCGACGUGUCGCUGCACGGGGAGUACCUCCGCGAGCUGCGGGAGCUGACCGGCGAUGGCGCGUCGGCGCCGCCGCGGCUGUUCGUGAUGGGUCGGUACGUGGGCGGCGCGGAGGAGUGCGUGAAGCUGGCCGAGUCCGGGAAGCUGAGGGAGAUGAUGCGGUGGGUGAAGGCGCGCGGCGAGGCGUGCGCGGCCAAGGACGGGCGCGGCUGCGAGGGCUGCGGCGGCGCGCGCUUCGUGCCGUGCUGGGAGUGCGGCGGCAGCCGCAAGGUGGUGGUGGCGGAGGGAGGCGGCGAGGUGGAGAGGUGCGCCAAGUGCAACGAGAACGGACUCAUGCUGUGCCCACUCUGCCACUGAAUCACCACUCUUUCUGCAAUGUAACCGAUAUGCUUAUAUAUUAGCUUGCAUUGCAUCGAUCCCUUAGCUUUUAUUCAUUCCAGAGAUUUGAACGUACACAUGUGUACAUAUAGUAGCAUCCCCUGUAUAUGUAUAUUGUACACGCAUGAUGAGAUGAUUCUUUGUUCAUAGUGCAUGCCAUGCGAGUGUAAAA
Panicum hallii is the source of this 1912-nucleotide messenger RNA. RefSeq lists its product as uncharacterized. The record is from RefSeq and is a predicted model, not a curated record. Bases 559 to 1719 code for a protein of 386 amino acids. NCBI's taxonomy places the organism in Eukaryota, Viridiplantae, Streptophyta, Magnoliopsida, Poales, Poaceae. The transcript has a single exon.